Molecule: messenger RNA, 1971 nt
Organism: Durusdinium trenchii
Lineage: Eukaryota; Dinophyceae; Suessiales; Symbiodiniaceae
Source: the annotation of a GenBank genome assembly
CCUUCUUCCCGAUGUUUUAAUUCAUCGUCGCUAUGGCCAAGCGGACGGCCACAUGCACCGCGGCUUUGCUGGUGACGCUUUGCUUGCCGGUUGGCUUUGUAGGCCCUUCCAGGACCGCGGCUCACGCACGCGUGCCCGCGGCUCACCGAAACCGGCACCGCGUGGGGCCUUUGGGUGCGAAGAACCCGCCAGACGUGCGGAAGCUGCUGGAAGGCGCCGGGCUCAUUCCGCCGCAGCCCACCGAGCGCUGGGUCCCCGAGGAGGAAGCUUUGGAAUUUGAGACGCCUUUUGAUCAACUCAAACAGAACAUCAAGGAUGCCUUCCUUCAGCCCAACCAGGAAGCCUUAGUCCCGCAAGAGGAGGCCGUGGAAUUCGAGACGCCCAUCUCGCAGCUGUCCAGCUUUCGACCGGAGGAGUUGGAAACGCCCUUGGAGUGGAUCAAGAAAUCUGUGAAGAAGGAGAAGCUGGUACCGGAAGGGGAGGCUUUGAAGUUUGAAACGCCCAUCUCUAUCUUGUUUCAAGAAGAUGAGGAGUUGGAAGCUGAAGAGCUUUGGUCCGAUCUGCUGGCACCGUUGCUGGAGACAGAUGCAGUGGACACCAUGAACGAGAGCAACUACCUCACGGUCACCGUGCAGAAACCGCUUGGGCUGACGGUGGAGGAGAACUCCAAGGUCGCUGGUGGUGGCGUGGCGGUGUGUGGACUGGAACCCAACUCCAACGCGGAGCGUGCUGGCUUGCGCACGGGGCUGCAGCUCUUAGCUGCUGGUGGUGUUCCAGUCCAUGGCAUGUCCCUGGAGGACGCGAUCCAGCCGAUCGAGGCGGCGGAAGACCAGGUGCAGCUCACCUUCUUCAUGGGCAGUGCAGAGGCCUUCUAUGGAGUUCUAGGGCCCAAACCUGCGUGGCUCUCGUCCUUCCUCCACAAGCUGCAAAUCCAACACUUGGCCUGGCAGUGGCAGGAGGGCAAGACACCCCAGGGACGGACCUGGAGCUGGGCUUUAGAGCUUCUAGAUGAACUACGGGAAAGCGACGUGGAUGAGGAGACCUACUCCAAUGCAGUGGUCGCUGCCAUGGAGGCCUGUCAGAAGGCCUCGCGAUGGCAACCCGCUCUGAAGCUCCUGGAUGACCUUUGCGCCUCCAGCGCCGCCGCGGACCUCCGCGCCGCCUACCGCGCGGCCGUGGUGACCUGCGACCGGGGUGGAGAGCCACUGCGAGCAAUGUGGCUGCUGGACGAGAUGAAGGCGCGCAGUGCCUAGGCGCAGGCAUGCCGUCCUGUCAGGUUCUUCCAUCGGAAGUGAAGCUAUGGCAGGAAGGUGGACGCGAUGCCCUUCUCGGGUUGGAAGGGCAGGGAUUCGGAGAAAACACUAGGGAGGGUGGUAUGUGAUACUGCUGGGUGCGGGGUCCAGAGAUGUAUUAUACUGUAUACUGCAUGUGGAUGAACAGAUGAAUGUGAGGCAAUCCGCAAAACCAAUUACCUGAACAUGUCUCCACCGUUUUAGUCCUUUCCACCACUUCUGAGCUGCGUUUCAGCAGGGCGGUUUUGCAGCAUGACAUGGAAGGGCAAGACUGACGCUACCUCCCUGAAAUGAUCAGAUGGCAUGCUCCCGACAGGAUGACCUUCCUCUAGAAACAGAUGGUGAACUCCACUUCCAAUGAGAGUCGGAGAGUAGCUUUAAGACUUUAGCGUAUUGGAGCAUCCCUGGUCCCGAGUUGCCUUCAAGGACACCAUUUUGGAGGGUACCUCUAUGUUUCUCUGUUGCGUCAGGUGGUUCGGACUUCCGGGCCAAAACCCCGCAAGGCGUCCAUGGACCCGCCGUAGCCUGCGGUUCGGCGAUCCGUUCGGCCAAGGCAUUCAGCCGGAUGCGGCCACCUACAAUAGUGCCAUCAGCUCGUGUCGAGCUUUGCUCCGGUCCUUGCAGACCCAGUCGGCGAGCCUGCCCGACCUGCGCGCGCGCGUCCGCCGCGGGCCCCGCC